Molecule: messenger RNA, 1846 nt
Organism: Olea europaea var. sylvestris
Lineage: Eukaryota; Viridiplantae; Streptophyta; Magnoliopsida; Lamiales; Oleaceae
Product: probable protein S-acyltransferase 7
Exons: 5
Coding region: 287-1594 (435 amino acids)
Biological process (GO): protein targeting to membrane; peptidyl-L-cysteine S-palmitoylation
Cellular component (GO): endoplasmic reticulum; Golgi apparatus
Molecular function (GO): protein-cysteine S-palmitoyltransferase activity
Source: RefSeq, a predicted model, not a curated record
AAGCGUGCACCUUCACAUCAAUCCCACUGUCAUCUAAAAAGCAGAGCACACACAACAACCCACCGUGCCAAGGCUCCCUUCGCCCUCCUUCUUGUGACUCUUCGCCGUUGCAGGAAUCGAACUCAUUUAACGGCUAAUUUUGUCGCCGGAGAGUUCAAAUUUCAAGUAACCACUCAUUUUAUAUUGUUGUGCGUGUAUUUAUAGUAGCAUUAGUUGAUUGUGUAGAGUUUUGGUAGUGGGGGUUUGUAUUAAAGAUUUCAACUUGAGGGACAAGGAUAAUAGAGAGAUGUACGUGGUUCCUCCUCCGAAGAGGCCCGAUCCGCUAUCCGGAUCCACUGAUGGGUCGGAUACCCUCCGGAUUUACCAGACUUGGAAAGGCAGCAAUAAAUUUUUGCUUCAAGGAAGGUUUAUAUUUGGGCCGGAUGCAAGGUCAUUGGGGCUCACAAUAUUCCUGAUUGUGGCUCCUGUCGUUGUUUUUUGUUUAUCUGUUGCUAAAAAGUUGGCGGAUGAUUUUUCGCACCACUGGGGAGCAUCAAUUAUGUUUGUUGCCAUUGUUUUCACAUUUUAUGAUUUAAUUCUUCUCCUACUAACUUCUGGAAGAGAUCCAGGUAUAAUUCCUCGUAAUGCUCACCCUCCAGAACCUGAAGGUUACAAUGGAAGUGCAGAAGGUGCACAGACCCCACAGUUACGCUUGCCUCGCAUUAAGGAAGUUGAGGUUAAUGGCAUUACUGUGAAAAUUAAGUACUGCGACACAUGUAUGCUUUAUAGACCUCCACGCUGCUCUCACUGUUCAAUAUGUAAUAACUGCGUUGAACGAUUUGAUCAUCACUGUCCUUGGGUAGGGCAGUGCAUUGGACUGAGGAACUACCGCUUCUUCUUCAUGUUUGUAUUCUCGACGACUCUUCUUUGUAUAUAUGUUUUCAGUUUCUGCUGGGUUUAUGUGAAAAGGAUUAUGGUUAGUGACGAGAUAUCAAUAUGGAAAGCGAUGGUCAAGACCCCCGCUUCUAUUGUUUUAAUUAUCUACACCUUUAUAUCAGUUUGGUUUGUUGGUGGUCUUACUGCAUUCCAUCUGUAUCUCAUCAGUACGGAUCAGACUACUUAUGAAAAUUUUAGAUAUCGGUAUGAUCGGCGUGCCAAUCCCUAUAACAAAGGAGUUUUUCAGAACUUCAUGGAAGUAUUUUGCAGUCCUGUCCUUCCAUCUAAGAACAACUUUAGGGCAAAGGUACCGAGGGAACCUGCUUUGCCAGCUCGAUCUGUAGGUGGUGGUUUUGUUAGUCCAAAUAUGGGUAAAGCAGUGGAGGAUAUUGAGAUGGGAAGGAAGGCAGUGUGGGGAGAUGUUGGUGCUGUCUUGGAUCAACACGAAGGGCAGUUGAGUGACAACGAUGGCUUAAAGGAACGUGGAUUAGGUGAAAUGUCCCCAGAGGUAAGGAACACUGUAGACAAGGGUGAUCGAGCUGGAAUACAUCCCAGGAGAUCCAGUUGGGGAAGGAAAAGUGGAAGCUGGGAAAUGUCCCCUGAAGUUCUCGCUUUGGCAUCUAGAAUGGGAGAGUCGAACACAUCUGGAGGAAGCAGCAGUACUCUCCGACCAACAUAGACCAAGUUGCAACGACAUUUGGACAAUGCUCAAAUUCAUAUGUUGAUCUUAGUUAAAUUCGGUUUAGUGGUGAUUUAACUUACCAUAUUGUUGUGCCAUCGUAUGUGACUUGAUUGACGGGCGUGGAGUGUUUCUUUGGCUGUAGCUAAAGGAAAAAAAAAACGUGGCUUUGUAUGAGGGUUGCUUUCUUAAUCCCAAUUGUGUAUUGUGUUGAUUGAGUUAGUAAAGAGUUCUAAUUGUUUGCUUUGGCCA